UCAUCCCAGGUGCACUUUCUUUCAGUAUCAUUUUAUGGUGAUAGCUUUGUGGAGCUGAACAUGGCAGAAGCAUCCUCUCAGACAUCCUUACAGUUGCGGUUUCGAACAAGCAGGCCACAUGGACUGCUUUUUCUUGCAGCUGGGAAGAAGGAUUAUUGUUUAAUGGAGCUACGCUCAGGAAAUUUACAGUUGAGAAUUAACUUUGGCGUGGGGGAACAAGUACUGCAUUCUCAGCAAAGAUCUCAGCUGAAUGAUUUAGCUUGGCACCUGGUUGAACUACAUCAUGAACACGAUAAUGUCACAUUGGUAAUUGAUAAACAUGAUAGAACAAGUACAAAAAUGCCUGGAAUUCUCUAUGAAUUAAAUAUUGAUUAUGGAUUCUACGUAGGUGGUACUAGUAAACUUGAUGUUCCCUAUCUUGUUGGAGCACUGCCCAAUUUCCGAGGAUGUAUUGAUGAUGUGUCAUUCAAUCAGCUAGACAUUCUGAUGCCUCUGAGACCUUAUUCUGGAGUUAAAAAUGUCCAUGAAGUUUCAGUGGGAUGCAGUGAUGAAUUCUUUGCAGGUGAAGAUGAACCCAUUAGUUUUUUCAGUUCCAGAUCCUAUGUUUCUUUCCCAUCAUGGAAGGCUGAUGAUGAGGGAAUCCUGGAGUAUACAUUGCAAACCUCAGCAGCACGUGGCUUGCUGCUUUACCAUCCUGGGCAAGCAGGAGAUUUCAUUGCAAUGGAAAUGGAGGAUGGAUUAAUUAAAGCCUAUGUUGGAAAACAUAAAAGUAGAACCCAGCUUUCAUCUCAUAGGUCUGUCAAUGAUAGUCUUUGGCACUACAUCGAACUGAAAUUUACUGCAGAAUAUUUGCAGCUGACAUUGGAUGAAGAAACUGUGAAAAAAUCAUUGCCUCCCCGCAGCAAGCUGCCACUUCUGAAGGGGUCUCUCUUUGUAGGUGGUGUAGAUGACAGCACACGAUCCGAAGUGAUUAAGUUAGCUCUAACUUCAGUGUCUGGGAAGUAUGCCAGAGGAGGGUCCUUCAAAGGUUGCUUAAGAGAUCUGAAAGCCAAUUCAGAAAAGAAAUCACUGAAGAAUGUUCUGGUAACAAAGGACAUUUCAGCUGGAUGUGAAACAGAGAGUGCUUUUAAUACAAAUCUUUCUUUAGAGAUGGCUGUAAGGAGCCCUACUGUGAAAGCUGCCCCAACAUUUGCCAUUUCCCCUGAAAGCUCUGUCUCUCUGGGCAAGGAAGACAAAAGCCACCUUUUGGUUCUAAGUAACUUGAUUGUGCUAGAGGGCGGACAAGCUUCACUUGAAUCUAAACAUAUUAAAGUCAACUUAGACUUUCAGAAAUUAGGGAUUCAUCAGUCACAAAUUCUUUUUGAAAUAAAGGAACCACCCUCUUAUGGAGACUUGAAACUAAAUGUUGAACCAGCGCAGGAGGUAAAUACAUUUACUAUGCAGGAUGUGUGUCAAGGGAAGAUUCUUUAUGUCCAUGAUGGCUCUGAGGACACUUACGAUUAUUUUAAUUUCUCCAUUUCUACCAGCAGUGAGAAGACCGUGCCUCAAUAUUUGCAAGGAAAUGAGCAGCAUGUGUUUAGCAUUGUUGUCACUCCAGUAAAUGAUGCGCCUGAGAUCACACUUCCUGAGGGAAACUUGCUUCUUCUCUUAGAGAACUCAAAGAAACGUUUGACUAGUGAUCUGAUAAAAGUUCUAGAUAAGGAUACGGAUCCUGUGGAUCUCAGUCUUUCAGUGCUUGGAAAUCUGAAUGCAGAUGCAGGAUUUUUAGAAAAUUCAAAGUAUCCUGGAAAAGCUAUUACUAAUUUUUCUAACGAGGACUUAAGAGAAGGCACUGUUUUCUUUGUCCACACAGGCGUCAAGAACUCAAGGAUUGUUCUGAGGGCGAGUGAUGGUGAGAAAGUGAGCAACACUGUCGUGUUACGUGUCAUGGCAGUUCCUUUGGAUUACAGAGUUGUCAACAACUCAGGAAUAAAACUACUCCAAGGUGUUACAGCUCUGAUCACGCCUACACAUCUGGCAGUUGAAACAAAUGCCAACCUCCAGGAGCUGGAGAUCCGGUACGAGAUCACAGAGCCACCCCAGUUUGGGGAAGUCCAAAGGCAGCAUUCAAGGGGGGAAUGGAAGCAAGUCAACUCUUUUUCUCAACGCUCUGUUCAGCGCAGCCGUGUGAGAUACUGUAGCACUUUUAAAAAAAUUCAGCUGGAAAAUGUUACUGACCAAUUUAAAUUCAAAGUUAGCAUAGGAAACAGAAUCAGUGAAGAGCAUGUGUUUCCAAUCAGAGUGAAAUGGUUAAGAUACAUUUUAUUGAAACAUGCUCCUCUAGAAAUUGAAAGAUCAAAAAAGAAGUACUUGAAUUCAGAUAAUCUUUUUGCUGUGAUUGUGGAUCUAGAAGUACCUGAAGAUGAUCUUCAUUUUAAAUUGCUGUCCCUACCAAAGAAUGGACAAAUACUGCUUAAUGACCAGCCUUUGAAAAGAGAUUCGGUCUUUAGCCAGAAAGAUAUUACUGAUCAAAAAGUGGCAUAUGAAUUAAUCAGCAGGUACCAUGAAGACAACCGUGAUUCAUUUAGAUUCCUCAUUUCUACAAAGUAUUUGGAAUCAAAUUUAUAUGACUUUGAAGUCUACAUCAAAUCAGAUUUCAGAAACAUUAUCUUGACUAACAAUGGCCUAACUGUUGCUGAGGGUGAAGGAGAGUUAAUAACAAGCACAAAAUUGUUUGUGCAAACACCGGAUAAUAGAACUUUCCAGUAUAAACUUAUACAGUUUCCUAAGCAUGGGAAAUUAAAACUCAUUCAUUUGUCAGGCUUAUUCAAGAGUAAUGACAAUCUCACCACUUUCACUAACAAAGAUAUAACUGAUAAGCGCCUUAUGUAUGUGCAUGAUGAUUCUGAAACAGCUUUUGAUGAAUUUCUUGUCAGAGCUUCUAGUGAAGAGUCAGGAAAAUGGGCAAACUCUGAUCCAGAAGUAGAACCUUUGUCAGUAGAAAUUAGAUUCAACAUUUCUGUCCAGCUGAAGAAUGAUGAGAAACCAGUACGUGUAGUUGAUAAGAUAUUUAACGUAGUGAGAAAUGGGCAGCAAUUAUUAACUUUGGCAGAUCUUUGCUAUCAUGAUCCUGAUUCUGAUUUUGAUGAUGGACAGUUGCUGUAUACUAGACGUGGCAUUUCCAAUGGGGACUUGGUGCUAACAAAUGAUACUUUGCACAGACUUUACCAGUUCAAACAAGCAGACCUGGAGCAAAAGCACGUCCUAUUUAUACACCGUGGUGCAGAUUUUGGGCGUUUUGUGCUCUUUGUGACAGAUGGCAAACACUAUACCUCUUUGCUUCUAGAAGUUAAUGCCUCUGAUCCUUACGUUAGGUUGGCAAAUAAUACAGGCUUGUUGGUUCAAAAAGGAAAAGAAGAAACUGUUACAACAGCUAACUUAAGUGCUAUUACAAACCAAGACAUCAGAAAUGAUCAUGAGAUCAUAUAUGAGAUACUGUCUUUCCCAAAAUAUGGAAGACUAUAUGUAAAUAAUCUAUUAAUGGAUUCCUUUACUCAACUUGAUUUGAUAAAGGGGUAUGUGACCUACAGGCAUGAUGACAGCAACAACCUUAUUGACACAUUUAACUUUACGGUCCGUGCUAGAGAUGUCCAUCUGGAUGCUGGAGUACAUGUUCGCAUGUAUUUGGAAAGUCAUCAGUGGCCACCAAGGAUUGUGCACAAAAACAAUCUCUUAGUUGAAGAAGGAAAACCAGUUAAAAUCAGUAAAGGAAAACUGCAGGUCAUUCAUGAAAACAGUUCUCCAUCUGAGAUUGUGUUCACAGUAAGGCAGCUUCCAGUACAUGGAUACAUUCGGAAGUUUUCAUCAGAAGAAAGUUAUCUUGGUGCUGACCAAAGGCCAGUUUUGAGCUUCACACAGCAAGAUGUUGACGAGGGCAAAGUUCAGUAUGUACAGACAGUUUCUGACCAACUAGAUGACCAUUUUUCUUUGGAUGUGACCAAUGGUGUCCGAACAGUGAGUGGAAUAGAGAUCUCUGUAGACAUCAUACCCAGAAUGAUUCCCCUGGAAGUACAGAACUUCACAGUAAUUGAAGGGGGCUCAAAAGCCCUGGUGGAAGACUAUCUAAAGAUUUCAAGUAGACAUUUUGCAGGACUCAGCUGCGAAUUUAUUGUAAUUGAGCAGCCAAAACAUGGGUAUGUUGAAAACUCUCGUGUUCCUGGAAUAAAGUUAACCAUGUUUACCAGAAAACAGGUGGAACAAGAAUUAAUCUACUACGUUCAUGAUGACAGCGAGGAGCCAAUGGACAAUUUUACUGUGAUAGUAAAUAACACGGAAUUGUGGAAACAAAGCUUGCCCCAAACUGUAUUUGUAACAGUUACUGCAGUAAAUGAUGAAGCUCCUGUUAUAAAAGUUAACAGAAUUCUUCGGGUCUGGGUGGGUUCAGUCACAGAAAUAACUAUUGAUGACCUCUGUGCAGAAGACAAGGACUCCUCACCAUCUGAACUGAUAUAUUCCGUUAGUCCACCUAGCAAUGGGCACUUGGCUCUGAAGUCUUCUCCAAACAAGACCAUCCUUAGUUUUACCCAAGCUCAUAUAACUGAAGGGCAGCUGGUAUUUGUACACAAUG
Messenger RNA from Pelecanus crispus (Dalmatian pelican), 4606 nucleotides. NCBI's taxonomy places the organism in Eukaryota, Metazoa, Chordata, Aves, Pelecaniformes, Pelecanidae. The record is from RefSeq and is a predicted model, not a curated record.